Molecule: messenger RNA, 1692 nt
Organism: Adineta steineri
Lineage: Eukaryota; Metazoa; Rotifera; Eurotatoria; Adinetida; Adinetidae
Source: the annotation of a GenBank genome assembly
AUGAGCGCUUUAGUGCAGCAUAAUAAUACGCCGCACUACCCGCAAACAAUAAUGAAUAGUGGUGACAGUGGAGCCCGACAACAACGUCCAACUCAUAAUCCAUCGAAAAAUUUAGAAUCACAUGAAUUACAAUGUUUAUUUGAGAUACUUGGACAUAAUCGUGUGACUUUAGCAACAGCUGUUGCUCAAGUUUUACAUGGAUAUAAUGGUACCUGGAGAAAGCAAGCAUGUGGAGUUUUUUGUUUCGUAAAAGAUUAUGAUAAUCGAAGUUAUUGUUUUCGAUUAUAUGAUCUUAAAUCAAGACAAGCAAUCUAUGAAGAAGUAGUACCUGCAGUACUUCGUCUUGAAAAAGCAAUGGAUGUUUUUUAUACAUUCGAUGGAUCGAAUUGUAAAAUUGGAAUCAAUUUUGUUGAUCGUGAUGAAGCACAAACAUUUUCUCAUCAUUUUCAUUCGAAACAAGAAGAUCGACAAAGUAAAAAAGAAAAGAAGAAAACAAAUCCAACAGCAAAACUAGCACCACCAAACAUUCAACCACCUGUUUCAUCACCGGGUGUAUCAACUAUGAUGAAUGGAACAAAACCACCAACUAACGCUAUAGUACAAACACAUACACCAGUAGUAUCCGUCCCUGUUAGUACUGCAAAAAAACCGAAUAUCGCAAAAAGAGAAGGUUUUCUAACACUUCGAAAAAAGAAAAAAGAAGAGCGACCAACUAUAUCUGCACCAAUUCAAUCUACAUUGGUUCAUGUUGGUCAUAUUGGUACAAAAGAUAGUUUUUUUAAUGAUGACUCUCAAAAACAAUUAUUCGAAGAUGUAUUAUCUAGUCUGGGUAUAUCCGCAGAAGAUAAAUUGUACGUUCGAGAAAUAAUAAAUACAGAUGGUGGUUUGCAAAAACUUUUAGCUAAACCAGGAGCAUCUGUACGUGAUACUAAUAAUCAAGGACAACAACAAAUGAUCAGUGGUGCACCGGAAAUUCCACCACGUAGUUAUCCAACAAUAGGUCGAGGUAAUGCUGGCCGAGCUCCACAUCAAGAUAUAUCUACACCAUCGUCUACUCAUAAUCAACCAAAUUCAAAUCGUUCUCAACCAUUGCAAGGAAUAUUUACUCCACCGCCUAGCCAAACUCAACAACCAGCACCAUCGAUUCCACCAAGACCAGGUCCUCGUGCACCUGAUAAUACAUAUCCACAGACACAAGCACCACCAGCUCCACCACCACCACCUCCACCACCACCAUUCUUUGGCGCAUCUAGUAAUGAUCAAAAUCGUGUACAUGCUCCACCUGCACCACCGCCGCCGCCACCUCCUCCACCACCACCAGCACCUCCAAUGCCGUCUAACAUUAUGAACCCAAUUCAAGGUUCUGGAGGACCUCCUCCACCUCCACCGCCUCCUCCACCAGCUCCAGUACUUCCAUCGGGCCCAGUAACACAUCCAGUAUCCGUACCAGUUGUAACUCCGGCACGUGGUAAUUUACUUGAUGACAUUCGUAAUAUUGGCACAUCCAGAUUGAAACAACGAACUGAGAGACCACCAUUACCUGAGGUUACAUCCGUAGGUGACUCAAGUCCCGGACCACAAGAUACAAUGGCAUUGAAUAUUCUAAAAAUUCUUGCCGAAAGACGAGAAAAAAUUGUCGGACCAGAUGCUGAAGAUGAUGAUGAUACAAGCGAUGGUGAAUGGUCUAAUUGA